Microbotryum saponariae is the source of this 1706-nucleotide messenger RNA. NCBI's taxonomy places the organism in Eukaryota, Fungi, Basidiomycota, Microbotryomycetes, Microbotryales, Microbotryaceae. The record is from the annotation of a GenBank genome assembly.
AUGGUCGAGUCGCACGCCGAGAUACCCUACUACAAGCUCGACGUUUCGCAUAUCUCGCUCGCGCUGCUCGUGCUCGGCGCCUACUUCACUACCAUCAACCAGCUCUCGUACUGGAUCAAGGAGAAGCUCUUCCUCUCGAGUGCACUCGUAUCCCUCUGCCUCGGCAUCGCCUUUGGGCCCUAUGGCGCCGACAUCAUCAACCCGCUCGAGUGGGUCGGUCGCAACGCGGCUGCCGGCCGCGCGCUCACCUUUCAGCUCACGCGGGUGCUCAUCGGCAUCCAGGUCAUGUUCGCCGGCAUCAGUCUCCCCGCGGCGUAUCUGAGGCGAGAGGCGCUCUCCCUCUUUGUGCUCUUGUUCCCCAUCAUGACCAUAGGCUGGUUCGUCUCGGCCGGCUUCUUGAAGCUCUUCAUCCCCGCCAUCACCUAUCUCGAGGCGCUCGUCAUCUCGGCGUGCAUCACUCCGACCGACCCCAUCUUGGCCAACGCAAGUGAGUGCUGGCCUCGGUGUGUGGACAAAGGCGCCAUCCACAAGAGUUGCCCGCGGCUAACGCUGCACCUUUCUCACGGUCCACAGUCGUGCAAGGACGGUAUGCCGAAAAAUAUGUACCCCGAUCCGUCCGCAACAUGAUCUCGGCCGAAUCCGGCGCCAACGACGGACUCGGCUACCCGUUCCUCUUCAUCGCCAUCGGCCUGAUGCAUCGCAGUGAAGAAUCGCUCGGAACCGUCGUUGCUCAUUGGUUCGUAACAACGCUCUUGUACCAGAUCAUGCUGUCGUGCGCGAUCGGGGCCGUGCUGGGCUACAUUGCGCGCAAAUCCUUGAAGGUCGCCCACACUCGUCGUCUCAUCGAUCAUGAAUCAUUCUUGGCCGUGAGUUAUGCGGCCUCUACAGCCUAGGAAGAAGCGUGCGCAACACACUCAUACUACUACGCCCUGUCCUUGCAGUAUGGCGUUGGACUGUCAUUCCUGACGCUCGGCGUCGUCGGCGUGCUUGGCAGCGAUGACGUCUUUGCCUGCUUCAUAGCCGGCAAUUCGCUUACAUGGCAAGACUUUUUCCGCAUCGAGACCGAGGACGAGACCUUUCAAGACGUCAUCGAUUCGCUCUUGAACGCGUCCAUCUUCAUCUACAUUGGGACCAUCAUCGAUUGGUCGGCCUAUACGUCCCAGUACCUAACCCCAUGGCGCAUGGUCUUGCUCGCCCUGUGCCUCUUGGCUUUCCGCCGACUACCCUGGAUCGUGGCGCUGCAAAAGUUCAUCCCCGCAAUCCCGUCUCACAAACAAGCGCUCUUCACCGGUUUCUUCGGCCCUAUCGGCGUCUCAGCGAUCUAUUACGCCAUUCUGGCUUUCAACGAAGUCCCUGAAGAACGAGCCGUGCUGCGCGCGCUGAUCAUCCCUGUCGUGCUCUUCAUCGCCUUCUCGUCGACCCUCGUUCACGGUAUCUCCAUCCCUGUGUCCAAGUUCACUUAUGUCGCGUUCGAACGCACGCGCUCGACCAUGUCGGUCACAUUCUCACCUGCGGCGACGGCCCGACGUCGCACCAAUACCGCCCCGGCUAGCCCCGCAGCCUCGAUCCAUCAAGUCGCUCGCUCCAAAGCGGUCGCCAUGCCGAAUAUCGAUUCCGCGCCCAGACGAUUGACGUUUCAAACAGAAGGUACGGCGACACCCGACUCGCAUACGGCGACACCCGACUCUGCGAGUCAGGUGGGGUGA